UUACCGCUCGUUAAUGGAGAAGAAGAAGGGUUAGAUUUGGAAAGUAGAGAAAUGAGCAAAAGCAAGAAGAAGAAGAUUCUCUCUUUGAUCCACUUUCCUCCAUUGUCGUCGCAGAGAGAGUGGAGAUAUUCGGAUUCAGUUUAUGAAGUAGAACUUGGGUCUAAAGGAUUCAGUUUCAUAAACCCUAAUAAGUAUCUGUUGUCUGAUUAACUUAUAGGAAAGAUCAUUUUUUUUUUUGUUUCUCUUAGUGACGGAUUGGUCUAGAAACUAGUAUGCAAAUUGUAGCUUCUGGGAGAGAAAGUUUGUAUUUUUAGUAACGGAUUUAUUUUGGGAGAGUUUGAUUUGUAAGGAUUAGGAUGGGUUUUUUCAAGAAAUUAGCUGGUGUGUUUGGAUUUGGCCAGGAAGUAUUGAAAAAUGAGGAAGAUGAUAUUGAUGUUUACGGUGACGGAGGUAAUCAGCAGAGAUUUCGUGAAACUGGAUUACCAAGGAAAGGAUUUGGAGUUCCGGUUCAAGUUGCUGUCGAAAGGUCUCAACUUGGUCCUCUUCUUCAGCCUUGCGCCAAUGGAGAUGGUGGUAUUCAGGGACUGAGAUGGUACACAAAACGGCUAAGGGUUGAUGAAGAUGGAGAUGUUGCAGAUGAGUUUUUGGAAGAAGGAGAGAAAUCGACUAACGCAGAAGAUGAUCAUAACUGUAUUAAGACUAUGCCAAGAUUCCAAAUUAAACGCAAAACGAAGCCUGUAAAAGUAAGAGGACUAGUUGUGUCUUCUGAUGGGAAACUCCAGCAAUGCAUUGAACAUCAAGGAAGGUUAUUUAUAGUAUGAAUUGUUUUUGAACACAGAGAAGAUUAGGACAGGUUUUUGUUUUAUCAGAAACUCCGGAUUGAAUGUGUAAAGAGGGAAGCAAAAAGCAAAUAGAGUUGCAGUCUUGCAGACAUAUUAGCGAGAAAUGGCAAUGAUCAGUUUAGCUUUGUUUGUGUCUGUGAACUCUAUAUUUUGGCUUAUCGAAUCUGUACAAACUGAUUUGAUUCAUCAAAUUUGUUUUUGGGUUAUUAGUGUUUGAUGUUUGGUGUAGAUUAUAGUUUUUUUGAAAAAACUUGAAUAAUAAUUUG
Molecule: messenger RNA, 1108 nt
Organism: Arabidopsis thaliana (thale cress)
Lineage: Eukaryota; Viridiplantae; Streptophyta; Magnoliopsida; Brassicales; Brassicaceae
Product: phospholipid hydroperoxide glutathione peroxidase
Exons: 2
Coding region: 357-821 (154 amino acids)
Source: RefSeq, marked reviewed